GGUGGUAAUCCGGAGCUGCUGCGUCAUAAAAUACGUCGUAGUCUCGGAGAUGGAUUUGCAGAGGGAGUAACGCAGACAUUACAGGACAUAGAGUACGAGGCGAUCAGCGUUUACUGGGGCUUGCAGAGCGGGGAGUUUUCUUUGUGAUGGAAGACAAAGGGAGGGAAGAUAAGAGCAGCCUGUUCCAUUGAGAACUUUAUUGUUUCCCCGGAUUUCCAGGUUUAGGCUCGGAGUCCGCACCCAUUGCUGCCUGAACACGGUGUGUAUGUGUUGGGGAGGAGAGUGAGUGGAUCUGAGACCAGAGGCUGCACUCAGAAGAUCGAUGUUUCCUCACUUGCAGGCGACUUUAGCAUUGCGGGUCGAGCGAAAUUGUCGACAACGGCGAGACUUAUGCCGAUCCAAACCACCAAGGUGGCAGAUGAAGGCACUGCGAACUCAGCGAGGGAGAGGGACGAGUGCAGAACCCUGGUAGACUCGCUGAAUAAAGUGACGGGAUGCUACAGGCACCUGGCCAUGGGGCUAGGGGGCUCGGCGGACUGCGGCAACCUGAGGGAUGAGCUCAGGUGGACGAGGGAGAAGACCCAGGACCUGGCCGGACUCAUCCGUAACAAACUGACGGCGGUGCUACGGGACAAGAAGCUGAGCAAGGAGGAGCGAACCGAGAUGGAGCGACUCUGGGUCAUCUUCUCCUCCAACCUGGAGACCUUUCAGAUGGAUAUGUGUAAAGUGUUAGAGCUGGGCCAGACCUUCCCUCUCUCGGCAACAGAGAAGCCCUUGAUCCAAACCGGGAUGGCUGGAGGAACCUCGGAGGUGGCAGCCCGGGCUCUGAGUGUCCAGAACAUAGUCCACGACCCAGCACUGAACGUGGAGAGGCUGGAGCUGGAAGAGCUGGAGGAGCAGAUCGAGAAGGUGGACAAAAUGUUGGAGAACAUGGAGAUGAAAGUUAACGUCCUGAGGUGGACGGUUGAAGCCAAAGGAGACACGUACCAUUCCGUGCUCAGCUCCGACGCCUCCAUGAUGGCCCUGCUGUCGGAGGAGGAGGAGAUGCGGCACAACAACCGGUGCUGUGACCGCGAGAAAUGUCUUAUGUCCGUGCUGUUCUGCAUGGUAGCUCUGAUAGCCGUGGUAUUGUCAGUCUGUGUUGCGAACCUUUCGUGACCGAUGCGCCCACCGACAUCCGCGGAAUUUAGCGGGGCUGAUUGACUUUGCAUUUCCCUGUGCACACAUGAAGGAGAAGCAGACCCCGAAUUCUUUUUCGAAGCCCUGCAUAGACAUGGCAAGCAUUUUUUUUUGUGGGGGAAACGUUUUCUUAAUCUGUAUGCCAAACAAAAACAAAACUGUGCGCUGUGUAGGACUUUAGCAGCUGUAAUUGGUUUUCGUUUUGUACAACGUCUGAAAGUAAUGUGAUUACAUUUCAUUGACAACCGAGCUCAAUUAAAAAUCAUGAAGGGUAAAAACAAUGACACUUUUCUAGGCUUUCGAGAAACAGUGGAAAAUAAAGCUUUAAAAAGACUGGGGAAAUAUGGACUUUUUAAAAAAAUGUCACUCAGUUGUUCACAUAGGAAGAGAUUAAUGAUUAAAAUGAAUUUACACGCUGAAGAACUGUUCGAUAUAUCUCACUUUAAAAGGUCAGACAGAUUUUGUUUGUGAUUAUUUUUGAUUACAAGCUGCUGUAGCUAAUUAAGCUUUUUUGUAACAAUUACUGUUUUAAAGUAAAACUUCAAGUAUGGAAGGUGGAAAUUUAGAACACUAACCCUACUUAGCAGAUAACAGGGAUUAAGGACAGUUUACUUUAAAGAACUAGACUGCAUUAAUUCAGCAUGGGUUUUAAAACCAUUAAAAAUAUCCUUGAGAUUGACUAUGACUAAAGGAAUGAUGCUGUAUUAAAUCCUAAACAUUUAGUGACAUUUUAUUAUGUUUUAUAAAAAAAUACAAGUCGUCAUGAUCUGAAAUGUGCUGCCCAAAAGGAUGAAAGCAGAUUCAAUAGAAACUUUCAAAAGUUGAUCAGCUGUAUAAUGGAAAAAUAGAUAUUUGCAGUAUGCUGACUGAAGAGUGGGAGAUUGGAAUAAUUAGAUAGAUCGCUUCAAGAGGUGGUGCAGGUAUGACGUCCCUUCUUCUGAGCUGUAAGAUUAUAUGUUUCUCCGAUGAAGAGAGGGAACUUCUCAGUCCAUAACAUCCAUUAGCUUAAUGAGCAAACAAAUUGUGUACUAUGAUACUCACCAUCGCAAACAAUGAAAGUAUAGUUCUGGAGAGAAACUAAACAAUCAACACUCACAACAGUUACAUGUGAUGGGAUUACAUAUUGGGAAUCCAGAUACAGAAAUCAAUGGACCUAGCUGUAUUAGCUGCCACCAGCAGCUCCUCGUGAGUAAACUGAGCAGCAUCCCUGCCUGUCCUGCAGGAGACUAGGGUUCAAUUCCUUGACAGGGAUUGACUGAUAUCUCUGAGAUGGGCCAUAUGAAAGUUAAGGAAUGUUUUAUCGGAUAAAUAUGAAAUACACUGUGACUGGUAGGACCCAAGAAAGCAUCAAGUAUCAGCGGGGCCUUGGUGUUAAUGUACACAGUCCCUUAACUUAUCAGGACAAGUGGGUAAAGUGGUUGAGAAGGCAUAUGUUAUACUUAUCUUUAUCAGUUGAGACAUUGAGAGGGAUGUGCUAGCACUGGAGAAAGUGCAGAGGAGAUUUAUCAGGAUACUGCCUGAAUUGGAGUUUCAGUUAUGAAGGAAGAUUGGACAGAUGGGUGUUGUUUUCCUUAAAGCAGAUGAGAUUGAGAUGUACAAAAUUAAGAGGGGGGUAUGACCAUGAGGUAGGAUCGACAGGGAUAAACAUUUCCCUUUGAUGAAAGAAUCAAUGACCAGACGACACAGAUUUAAGGUAAGGUGCAGAGGUUUAGAGGAGAUGUGAAGAAAAAAACUUUUACACCCAAAGGGUGGUGGGAUUCUGGAACUCAUUGCAUCUAAAAGUGGUAGAGGCAGAAAGCCCCAUCAUGUUUAAGGAGUCUUGAGACAUUUGAGCUGCCAAGGCUAUGGGCCAAGCACUGAAAAAUGAAUUUAGAAUAAUUCGGUGGUUGCUUUUGACCAUGAUGAAUGCAGUGGGUUGAAGGAAUUUUUUUCUACGGAUCUCUUAUGAACUUAGCACAUAAACCAUGAGUGCAAAAUUGUCAAAGCAUAUUUGUGUAACACAAAGCUGGCACGCAAAAUCAAAAAUAGUACCUUUGGUGGCGACCCCGAUCUCUGUGGUUGUGGAGGGCAAUAUUCUUUGUUUCUGUGAUUUCGAGUAACGCACAAGAAAAUAAAGUGUGCUUCUGAUCUGCUUGAAUUGUACCUGUAGGAAAACCUAGUGAUUGACAGGAUCAAGCAAACCUGUGAUCCCUAAAAUGGCUUAAUAGCCUUCCAAAACAUACUGUCAGUGUUUACAUUCGAAAGAUAGAUACCUGAGCAAGAUAUCAGCUUGCUGUUGAUGCCUGUGGAGCUGUAUCACGGCAUAAGUCAAAACUGUAAGAGGAAAUUAACUUUGUUAAGUUGAAGUAAAACAAUAUUUAGAACUUGAUCAUUAAAGCUCCUGCUGCUUUGUUUAUUUGAGGAUUUACUACAAAGUUAUACUACCACUUGCAUGUCAAUCUUACACAUCAAAUUGGCUUGCAGUAGCUACAGUCAAUAAUAGCCAAAUCAGGAGUUUAGUUAUUAUUCAAAUCUACCACUUCUAGAAGCAGGGCUGAUAUACUUUAAGUAUGCUAUUGAAUAUGAUACUGUAUGCAAGUAGCAUCAACAUUAGGAAAAGAAUAAAUUAAACAUUUUGGAAGUAGUACAAUGCUUGAUACACAAAGGUGUAUCAAGGGCAGCACAGUGGCUCAGUGAUUAGCACUGUUGCCUCACAGCACCUGGGUUCGAUUCCACCCUCAGGCGACUGACUGUGUGGAGUUUUCACAUUCUCCCUGUGUCUGUGUGGGUUUCCACCAGGUGUUCUGGUUUCCUCCCACAGUCCAAAGAUGUGCAGGCUAGGGGGAUUGGCCAUGCUAAAUUGCCCGAAGUGUUCCAGGAUGUGUAGAUCAGGUAGGUUACAGGGGGAUGGGUCUGGGUAGGAUGCUUUGAGGUUCUGUGUGGAUUUGUUGAGCCAAAUGACCUGUUUACACACCGAAGGGAUUCAAUGAAAAAGGUGCUUUCUUUAAUCAAAUAUCAAAACUACUGACUAUAGAGGGUUAGCAAAGGGCACAGAUUUUGUUAUUAAAUGAGCAUUCCAUUUGAAGAGAUGAAUCACUUUGAAGUGUUCAAGAUGUAAAACAUAAAAAUGUAAAUCAAACAUUCCAUCAUUGCCACAAAGUUGUAAUAAAUAGUAACUUUAAACGAGCAGCAGCAAGAAAUGAAUUAAAUAAAGGUUCUAAUCCAGAAAACACCUAACAGAGCAGUAAAUGUUCUCCAAAAGAAAAGUAAACACAAUAGCAGCUACAGUAAG
This is a messenger RNA of Stegostoma tigrinum, 4450 nucleotides long. Its product is annotated as regulator of G-protein signaling 9-binding protein-like. Lineage: Eukaryota; Metazoa; Chordata; Chondrichthyes; Orectolobiformes; Stegostomatidae. Gene Ontology annotation, cellular component: neuron projection. Gene Ontology annotation, biological process: G protein-coupled receptor signaling pathway. Bases 391 to 1158 code for a protein of 255 amino acids. The transcript has a single exon. The record is from RefSeq and is a predicted model, not a curated record.